AUGCCUCGAAUGUUCUUUCCCCCUUCUCUCAUCCUCUUCUCUGUACUUGCUCAGCUGCACUCUGCGAAUGGGAGUGGUGAUUACUUUGUGGUGGGCGACCUGGGCCAGUAUACCACAAAUGGAGUCCCUACCCCGACUCUGUCAGGAUCUGUGAUUGAAGUUUCUGCAUUGGGUAGUCCAACAGAGGAUGGCAUCUUGUUGUACCUGUCUCCAGACAUGCAGUCUAGCCUGAAGUCUACCAUGGAUAGCAGCUGCGACACACAAAUUGAUUCCCGGUGCUACACAGCUGUGAUGAACUUCCUCGAAGACGCCAACAAUGUCAUUGAAUCCCACAAUGCGAACAAACGUGAAUUACAAGAGCGGAACGGGGGGCUUCUGGGAGCUGGCGCUAUGUUAAUUGCUGGAUUGUUGUUUCCCCUCAUAUAUGAGGGAGACCAUGUGGUCCCAGUGCCCAUAAAAAUCCCCGCAGAGCAACUCGAAGAGUCCUUUGAACUCGAAACCGCUACUGCCAUUAUCAUUGUGACUGAUGAUAGCACACAGUCAAUGACAGUAACAGCACCUCCAGAACAGAAUAAGGCGACUGGCUCCCCAGCCACAAUUACGACCUUUGCAAGUGCCGGUAAUGGCGGGAGUAAAGGGGACGUCAAUAUUAAACUAGAUGCAGCAGUGGCAGCGCAUCUUCAAAAGUUGCUAUCCAGCUCGGAUAACAGCAACUGCGAUGUCGGCGACGACUUUUUCAAAAAACUCCAAUCUCGUGCGCUCGACUUGAGCAACGUGAUAUGUGGCGCCCAGAACAUUCUAGCCGACGGAAUCGACCGGGGCGGAUUCCCCGACUGGCUCCUCAUGAAGCCGACAGGGCUGCCAUGGACCAGCGCCGAGGUGGUAGCAGCUGUGAACACCGUGGCGCAAUGGGCACUCACCCAGGCUACCUUUCUGAACCCAACUAUCACCCAAACUCAGCUCAACGGCUUGGCUGUCGGAGCCUUCGCCCUGUCUUGGGUCUAUUUCAACAACGGUGCCAUCAAGCCAGACAACAUAAUUCCCUCGGCAUCGUUACAAGGCGAUCCCAGCAUCACCUCCUGCACGCAACAGACGGCCACAGAAUGCGGUCUGCAACGCAAGAACACUUACUCAACGACUGCGACGUAUACCCAGACGGCCGAAGACUCUGUACCGACCGAUUCUUCGGAUGGAAACGGGCAGCAGGUUGCGGUGGCGUCAUACAUCAAUCCGCUCGGAGACCCGUCCGCCUGGGAGCACCUGAUCGAUGAUUAUCCUUCUGACAAGAUGCCCAUCUUAAUUGCCAAUGUCGUCAAUGGUCCAGAUUCUACUGUUAACGAUGACUGGACUAAUGUUAUUAAGCGAGCUUCAGCUUCCGGUAAAACAGUCCUUGGCUAUGUGCGAACGGGAUACCUUGGCGUGAGCGAUCAGAAAUUCUUAACCCGGCUAGGUUCCGGCGACUUGGCGGAUUGGACGGCCCAGAUCGAGCAAGAUAUCGAUAUGUGGUACACGCUUUAUGGUAGCGACAUUGGCGGCAUCUUUUUCGACGAGGGUUGGCCUGAAUGCGGUGACAACGAUAAAUAUGUCGAUCUAUAUAAGUACAUAAACGACUAUACGAAGCGUACCCACCCUGGUGCUUACACAAUCCUGAAUCCCGGGUCUCCUAUGGCUUCUUGUUUCGAGGAUAGCAUGGACACACUGCUAACUUUCGAACUGAGCUAUGACGCGUACGUCAACUCCUACACACCUAACGAUUGGAUACCAAAGGAUCCACGGAAACUAUGGCAUAUCAUUUACAACGUGCCAGACUCCGCGAUUGAUGAGGUAAUUACACUAUCUAAGAAGCGCGGAGCUGGCUUUAUUCAACUCACAGAUGAUCUUUUGCCCAAUCCAUACGACAAUUUGCCUGCCGAUUCCUAUAUAAAGAAGAUUUUGGAUGCAGUCGAUGGCGGCGCUCUCUUGAACGAAGAUGCGUCAUCCUGGCAAUCUGGAAUUUCGGCCGGGGCGGUUUCUGGACUGACAGUUGUGACCUCAGAAUAUACUUCUGCUCAGUUGUCUUGGUACCCGGCCUCAGGUGCUCUUGGAUAUCACGUGUAUUCAGGAAAUACUGUUGUCGCAAGCGUUCCAAACACAAUGACUCAGAUCACACUUGGCAGUCUCACACCAGGAGCUAGCCAUGACUUCCACGUAAGUGCCGUGGGAGGAGGUGGUGAUUUGGGAUCCUCCUCCAGUACAGUAACCGUUGUCACCGACUCUUUACCAAACGGGAAGACUGUCACCAACUGGCACUCCACUCCUCAAGAAGGCUCGACUAUCAUCAAGGCUGACAUUCUUGUUCCUUACGCUUUCGUCCGCCUCUAUCUCUGGGACUCGGUGGGAUGUGACUUCGACACCGAUCCGGGAUGGAGUGUCAAUUUUGAAGUCGACAAAUACGUCUGUACCCACUACAUGGUCGAGGGAACGACGAUAUACAAAUAUAGUGGCACACUUCCUAAAGGCUCCACCGCUCCACCUUGGGCUUGGACGUCGAUGUCGACAAUCACACUUGAUAUCACGGACUACACUUACACGUGGACAUUACCCCUGGGAACUUUGACUACCGACACGAGCAAAUUCGUGAUUCAGACACAAGGCUACAAUGUCCAGGGAAACUUUGUCGAGCCGGAUGCUAGCGACUAUGAUUGCGAGGGCUCGACUAUGUGCUCGACCCCGGAUAUGUUGAAAUGGUGCGACCAUGCCGUUAAUUACCUUCACCGAGACGACGACCCCUUUUACAAUACCAAUGGUGCGGCCAGUCAAACUAGAAACUGCUGGGGUGAUCAGACCCGAGGCUGCGGUGUCUUUGUCCAGGGUACAAACUGCAGUAUCAGUGGCAAUGAUAUGUGGAAUGACUACCAAAACAUCCGCAAAAUUGGUGGAUGCAACAAAUGUGGCACGUACCACAGGGGGAAUGGCUGUUUGGUUACUAUUGACUAUGUCUACCAAUGUAACAACCAUGACUAG
Molecule: messenger RNA, 3003 nt
Organism: Penicillium canescens
Lineage: Eukaryota; Fungi; Ascomycota; Eurotiomycetes; Eurotiales; Aspergillaceae
Exons: 5
Coding region: 1-3003 (1000 amino acids)
Molecular function (GO): protein binding
Source: RefSeq, a predicted model, not a curated record